Molecule: messenger RNA, 2383 nt
Organism: Oncorhynchus mykiss (rainbow trout)
Lineage: Eukaryota; Metazoa; Chordata; Actinopteri; Salmoniformes; Salmonidae
Source: RefSeq, a predicted model, not a curated record
AUGAAGGAUGAAACAGAGACACAUGAGACCAACAAGAACAGGACAGGAGGCAAGAGUCUUCUCAGACACCCGGGUGUGGUUUCCGGGAAAGGGGAUCUAUCAUUGAGCAGCUGGAGAAGGAGGCUCAGAGGACUCUAAUGCCUUCUCUCAAGACUGGGACAUGCUGUGCCCCAAUCCUCCUCUCCUUCCUGAGGAGUCUAACUGAUGAGCAAGUCCCAUGUCUUUUUCCAACCUCACAUACAACAACUCUGAAUUUAUAGUCAUAGUGCACCUUCUAACCACAAAUGGGAUUUUAGACACUACACCUAACAUCACUGUAACCACACCCCUAACUCUUCCUGUAAAUCAAGAACAAAAUGUCUCAUGUACUUGCUAAUAGCUUAAUUAAAUACACUUUUAUUUUCCCUGACAUGGCUAUCUAGUGACUCCACUAACUCAACACCAGUGUGCAGGUAAAAUAUGUUUCCUUUCUUUUCUUUUCUCUAGCCAAUGGAGGGUGAUUCAGCAUGGCAUGAAAAAUAACCUUACAUUCGAGCAGCUCUCCAUGCUGUGUCUGAAGAUUGUUAAAGUCGUGACCCAGACAGCCCUCCGCAUUCUCCUACCAGCGCUAGCUCGUAUCAUGGGGGUGAACCUGAGGAGUGGGGCAACCUCCCCAGAAUCCCAGUGCUCUCUGACAGGGUCUGAGGAUUCCUUAGGCAGUCUGGAUGAGAGAGAGAAAAGGCUGCUGAUCAGUGAGAUGAACUACUGGACUAAGGAGAGGAGGAGGAAUGGCAGUGCAGGGUUCCGCCAAAAAUCCACUCGCAGAACCUCAUCACCAUGCUGUUCGCCUAAGAGGUCCCAGACCUCAUUGCAGAGCUUGCCUGCAACUAGAGAGGCUCCCCUCAUGGAGGAGCCUCUGAAGGCUCUUUUUGGGGUAACGGAAGAGAGCCUCCUGAUAUCCCUGGUUGAGGGUCACUCCAACCCCAUCUCCUCCAGCUCUUCUGAGUUGAGCUGUGCUAUCGUGGGAGAGGUAGUACACCAGCUUAACUCUGGCCUCUCAGUGGCCAUUCAGGCCAGCUCAGGGAGUUGCCCCCCUAUGGACAGUCAGGACAUAGCAGUAGGCAAGGAGGUCAUUCGGGUAGCCUCGGUGCAGAUCCUGGCCGAGCUACAGAGCCAAACGUCUGAGCCAGAGUGGGUAGGGUUUAUCGAGCCCCUCAUGGACCCUGUGACCGAUGAUGUGCUGGAUGCCAUUGUCGGCACAAUGGACAAAAUGGCACAGGACUUCAACAUCCUAUUGGAUCUGGCCAAGAAGAUGACAAUCUUGGGGUCUAAAUUUCUGACCAAUCUUCAAUGUGACCUUGAUGUUGAGUGUCCAUCUGGGAAAGAAGGGACCACUCACUUUCUCAAAGAGACUGGAUCCUCUACCAGUGUGGUGGCCAGAAAGCUUCAGACCCUCUCUAGCCCCGACUUUCAGUCUAAAGCCCUGAAGGCGGUGAGCACCAUCCUUACAAGGAAAGUCAGCAGCUCUUCUGGCAUGGAUCCUUCCUCUAGGCCUUCUAGUGCUGCACCUAGCCUUACUGAAGCUCCCCUGAAUACCAGCUGCACAGCCCUGACACCUGUAACCUCCACUGCCACAGUGAUUGUUAAGGCAUUUGUGGGAGGCAUGGAGACGAUAGCAUCAUUUGAAGGCACAUGUGAAGCAGUUGAUUGGCCAGUUCCUGUAAAGGACCACAAAACAGGAUCUUCACAGAUGAUAACCUUCUCUCUAGCCCGCACACUCUACGGCCGUAUACGAGCAAAGCUGAGGGACCUUUUAACUCUAUCCGCUCGAGAAGAAGGUGUGGCUAAGGAUGCUUCUCUUCAGGAGUCUUCAGACACCCUGGAAAAGGCAACUGUUUCAACUGUUGAGGUCCAGUUACCCAGCACCGAACUUAGUAGAGUUCCCAGUGAGAGCCAACCAAUACCAGCUCUCUGUCUCUCCAAUCUGGAUACCAGUACUCAAGAAGUUCUUAGCAGUGUUUUUUCCAUCUACAAGUCAGAGUUAUCAAAAGUGGAGAGUAAAUCCUUGGCCGUUGUCAGUUCAUCUGAUGAGUCCCUAGAGGCUUGUUGGUUUGUUGAUGGUGUCCUAUCAAAGCUCGAUGACUAUACUAUUUCCCAGUCACCCUCACCCAAUGAAGACUUGAGCGUGAGUACUCAAUAUUCUCAACUGAGCUCAGAAGAGAGUGUCAGAAUCACAGAGUCCUCUACUAGUCUGAUUCAGAGCAUUAAGAAGCUCUCUAGCAAUGACUUCCAGACUCAGGCAGAAGAGGCAGUGAGUAAAGUGCUGAUGAGAUCCAGUCAUUCCUUUAUCACACAUCAGCCAUACUGGUCUUCAGAAAAGUCUGCAGGCUGGCUUAUCAUCUAG